Molecule: messenger RNA, 3534 nt
Organism: Aspergillus affinis
Lineage: Eukaryota; Fungi; Ascomycota; Eurotiomycetes; Eurotiales; Aspergillaceae
Product: putative filamentation protein (Rhf1)
Exons: 5
Coding region: 1-3534 (1177 amino acids)
Molecular function (GO): protein binding
Source: RefSeq, a predicted model, not a curated record
AUGGCUGACAAGGGGCACCGCUAUGUCGCUGCUCUAGACACCGCGCGCUGUCAGAGUAGAUGGGAUGAACUCCCCGAGCUCAUUCGAAAGGUGACCAAGCAUGCGUCUCAGAAGUCAUGUCUAUUGGAAGUAGCUUCGGCUGAAUAUCAAAUCGCCGCCGAAACCCAAAAACGAUCGUCAACUGCUCGGCCUUCAUCGUCCUCUACCUCAAGCUUGCCCGAACUGAUCCCGUCUCUUCUAUCCACGGUCGAGAGAGGAGGCGAGUCGAAACAAGACACCUUUCAAGCGCAGGUCUGCCUAGGAUGGGUACACUGGACACUUAAUGAACCCGGGUUAGCGGUGGCUCGUCUACCCCGGGACUUCGAGGAGACCAUAAACGAUCUUGCGACCGAGGGACCCCUCUCCCCAUGGACCGAGGUUUGUAUUGUGAAAGGCUGCUACCUCAAAGGUGCUGCUCAGCACAUGGUUUCUAGUGCCAUUGAGGCUAUCGACACCUUCAAUUCUCUCGUACCCUGGUUAACAAGCCACGGCGAAGCGUCCUCAAAUAACCCUCAGUUCCUACACUGGUCUGAAAAGCUACUAGGCGAAGGCGCAUUUCUCGCUUGCGAAGAAGCAAUUCAACAAGUCCCAGUCCUUGAUGGCGGAUUGGCGAAAACUGCCUUGAAACUAAGCAGACAAUGGUCUUCUCAUCCCCUCGUCAAGCAAGGAAUUAUAUCCCCUGUCCAGCAUUAUGACGGCGAUCGCGAGUCGAUCUCAAAGUCGGCAAUCUGGAAGUCUUACUACGGCCUUUUAUCUGCUAUUUUGGUCCAUGAACUGGAAUAUUACCCUCCGGCGAAUGGGUCGGCCCGCCCGCAGCUCUCUAGCGAGUUACGGCGCGUGGAAUCACUCUGUGAGAGCAAUCUCUUGCGAGAAGCCAAAUUUCCCACGGCCGACUCUCAGAAUACUCAGGUUGAGGAUUGGGUUGAGCAAGUGAUACAAAAUUGGGAAAUUCUUUGUGGGUCGGGCUGGACGGACGAUGAUCUCGGUGAAGGGGGUCAAAAUGCAGUUGGCCGAAACGUUCUCGACAUUCUUUACCGCGCAGCUACCAAGACAUACCAUUCACACCUAAUUCUCCGUCGACUGUUUCACGUUCAUUGUGCACUGGCCGAUUUUGACCUAGCUCUGAAAGCUCUUGAUUCCUAUAUUGAGAUUGUCACGAAUGCCAAAGAAAGGGCCGAGAAGGCUGCGCAAUAUGGCGAUUUAGAGAAUGAUGGAACUUUGCUCAGAACUGUCUCCGAGGGCAUUUCGAUGCUUUGCUGCUUUGAUUCGGCAAAGGAGGCCGAAAAAGCAAAGGGUCUGACCACUCUUCUGGCGAAAUUCCUCGAAAAACAUGUACAAGAGGACUUGGGUGAUGAUCAAGAGGAGGGAAGGAUCACCAUCAUCCCGGAAUCGAACUCAACUAAUUCUCAAGCCGUGUCGCCAUCUGACAUUGCUACGGCGUACAGAGGCAUUGGUAUUGGGCUGGCAAACUGGGCCCACUGGACUCCUAUAAACGAGGAUCGAAAUGACAUACGAGCCGAAGCCAUUGAUUAUUUGGAGAAGAGCAUUGCUCCUGAGCUGGAGGACGAAACUAACUUUUCUUCACUUUACACGCUUGCGCUUCUUCUGGCAGAAGAUCGAGACUUGGACGGUGCAAUCGAAUACGUCAAGGCCGCUCUAACAUCCAGCACCCACCCUGGAGCCAAUCAAGGCAACUUUUCCCGAGAACGUGACCUUGUACCCAUGUGGCAUCUUCUUGCGUUGCUGCUAAGCGCAAAACACGACUUCGAUAUCGCAGAGCGAUCUUGUGAAGCUGCAUUCGAACAGUUCCCAUCUGCCGUCACGUCUCUUGCACACAGUGAUCGACGACCGCAAAAGCAACAGAGCAAUUUUAGAGAGCGUCCUGGUUCUCCCGGAUUGGACCACGCCCUCAUCGAUCAGCUACGGGGCCGCGAAAAAGAGCGCAUUAUCGAGACCCGUAUGAGCCAGCUUGCAUUCAUUGAGCUCCUCGAGGGUCCAGAAGCUGCAGUUAACCAUAGUGACCAACUACUGGGGCUCUUUGCCACUCUCUUUGGUAACUUAAACCUUGAGCCCGACGAAAAGAAAACUUCACCGGUGGAUCAUCUCACGCCGCCGAAAAGCUCCGCGGGCACUGUGAAAAGCUUCCGCGGGAGCAUUUUUAGCCGGAAUAGGGGAUCUCGAGUCGGGGCCGAGCACGCAAGCAACAAUCAGUCGGGCAGUGUAAAUACUUCGAUGGCCCAGAAUGAGUCCUCUAUCAAUAUGGAUGGGGGGCCGUUCAUACAUGUCACGGACGAGGAUAGACAGGUGACUCAGGGAGCCCCUGCACCUGUCGCACGAUCCGAUUCCAAAAAGCUGCGAAAGCGUAGCAGUACCCUCAGGCAGUCCGAAGUUCUUCCAAGUCAACAAGCGGGUCAAAUGAACGGCGAGAUGAAUGCUGUCAACCCCCCGGAGGUUACCAGCCCCCCGGGGACACAGCAAUCGUCCGACGACGGAGGUCUAUCCCAGGACAUGGUGGGACUCGCAGUCUCGAGUGCCGAAAAGGAGCAAAGUGUGCAACAUUCAAAACAGUCAUUGCGCCCUGCUGCACAUAAUAUCGAUCACAAGAAGUACCCUUAUCCGAUAGGCCAUGCCCAGCAGCCUCCUGAGCAGGAUGUUCGAUUGCCAACCUCAUAUGGAUUCGAUUCACCCACCAGGGCGAUCACCAAGUUUCCUAUAGCCCAGGCCCAAAAACAUGCACUUUGUAUUCUCGUCAAAACUUGGCUUCUUAUCGCAGGGCUUUAUCGACGAGCGUCCUUGUUUGACGAUGCUCGCGAGGCGUGUGAUGAGGCGGCCAAGCAAGUUACGCGAUUCGAAGGUCUUUCUGCGGUGCAGGAAUCAUCGGCAAGGACCUUCACCGAGCGUGCGUGGGGCUCUCCCAAGAGCUCUGAAGAGCUUUGGGCUGACCUGCUCACCGAACAAGCGCUCUUGUCCAAAGCCCAGUCUCGUCCUCAUGACGCGAUGGACUACCUCGAAACUGCCUUGUUGCGUGAUCCAGAUCAUCCAAAGGCCACUAUUACCCUAUCCAAUUUCCUGCUCGAUAUAUGGGAUCAGAAACUGCCUCUUGAGCCUCCAGAGACAGAGCUCCAACCCGACUUGUCAACACCGUCCUUGGACUCGGCAACGAAACAAACCUUGGACCCCAAGAAACAAUUGUUGCCGACUACGGAUGCCAACGUUUCGAAGGGCGAUACACUGUCAUCUGCAAUCCACGACGAGGAGCCCAGACUGCUCAAUCGUAUUGCGGCCCGAGACAGGGCAUAUGGUUUGCUGUCAUCCUUGACCAAACGGGGAAGCUCUUGGGAUAACACUGAGGCUUGGUAUGCUCUUUCGAAAGCCUUUGAAGCACAGGGGCACAUUGAAAAAUUGAAAGAGGUGCUGUGGUGGUGUAUUGAGCUGGAAGAUCGACGACCGAUUCGGCACUGGUCCAACAUCGGUUCUGGUGUAUAUGUUCUCUAA